CGUUCCUGUGAGCAAAGUGGCCAAUCACCGGCCUCCAUUCUACAAUGGGCGUGCCCUGCAUUCGGUGGACAGAAACAGUAGCUAACCAGAGUAGAAACUAAGUUAGCUCCUCAGCUAGUUAGCAACUUCUGAAAUGGCGUCGUUAGCGGCGACAGAACCAGCGGCGUGCCCGGGCGCGACACCGGCCGCGGAGUCCGUAGUGCCCGCUUGCAUGUUCGCACCGGACCGGGGAUGUGGCGACGACCUAUCCGGCACGGACGACUUCGAAGACGGCGAGGGCACGAACGGCGAGUCCGCGGAUCGCUUGCACUUAAGCAACAAGCUGGUUCUAGUGAGCCCAUCGGGGGAGCAGUACGAUUCGUUGCUCCGGCACCUGAGGGAGCAGAUCGACGAAGGCUGUGGAGAGACCAUCUACGUGGUUGGGAUGGGCUCAGACGGGGGCGACUAUGGCCUGGACGAGAAGGACAUGGAGGCGUCGGUGGCCACGGUGCGCUCUCUGUGUGAACAGAUCGAGGCCGACCUGAUCCUGCUGAGAGAGAGGACAGACACCGGCGGGAGGAUCCGGGACUACCUCAUCCGGCGGCGUGUGGGCGAGCAGGACUUCCUGGAAGUCAGGGUUGCGGUGGUAGGGAACGUGGACGCGGGGAAGAGCACCCUGCUGGGGGUUUUGACCCACGGUGAGCUGGACAAUGGCAGAGGCUUUGCUCGCCAGAAGCUCUUUAGACACAAACAUGAGAUGGAGAGUGGCAGGACCAGCAGUGUGGGCAAUGAUAUCCUGGGUUUUGACCAGGAGGGACAGGUGGUCAACAAGCCGGACAGCCACGGCGGCGGCCUCGACUGGACCAAAAUCUGUGAGAAGUCGUCGAAGGUCAUCACCUUCAUCGACCUGGCCGGCCAUGAGAAGUACCUCAAGACCACCGUGUUCGGCAUGACGGGACACCUGCCCGACUUCUGCAUGCUCAUGGUGA
Molecule: messenger RNA, 968 nt
Organism: Gasterosteus aculeatus aculeatus (three-spined stickleback)
Lineage: Eukaryota; Metazoa; Chordata; Actinopteri; Perciformes; Gasterosteidae
Source: RefSeq, a predicted model, not a curated record